AUGGAUGGGUCCAAGAUGUCCCUCACCGGUACCCAGCACCUCUCCUCCGGACCAUACCCCUCCCAGUCCACGAGUUCCCAGCUGCGCCUGAAUCGACUAGCGCCCUAUGCUGGGAAGAGGGAAAAAAGUGAAGGAAAGAGAUUAAGACAAACAUAUGGCCAACAAGGGGUUCUGGGUGAGUUUGAUGCUGAAUCACCUGGGGUGACCGAGAAGCGUUCCGCCUGCCAUCUCUACUCCCAGACGGACCCCCCCAGCACCGAUCAGACGUGUGCCCUCUCCGACCACAUGUUAUAUAGCCAAUCGCACAGUAAACUGGAGGCUCCAGCUAGCCUCCAACAGAGAGCCUCCAACAGAGAGCCUCCAGCAGAGAGCCUCCAACAGAGAGCCUCCAGCAGAGAGCCUCCAACAGAGAGCCUCCAGCAGAGAGCCUCCAACAGAGAGCCUCCAGCAGAGAGCCUCCAACAGAGAGCCUCCAACAGAGAGCCUCCAACAGAGAGCCUCCAGCAGAGAGCCUCCAGCAGAGAGCCUCCAACAGAGAGCCUCCAGCAGAGAGCCUCCAACAGAGAGCCUCCAACAGAGAGCCUCCAGCAGAGAGCCUCCAGCAGAGAGCCUCCAGCAGAGAGCCUCCAACAGAGAGCCUCCAGCAGAGAGCCUCCAACAAAGAGCCUCCAACAGAGAGCCUCCAACAGAGAGCCUCCAGCAGAGAGCCUCCAGCAGAGAGCCUCCAGCAGAGAGCCUCCAACAGAGAGCCUCCAACAGAGAGCCUCCAGCAGAGAGCCUCCAACAGAGAGCCUCCAACAGAGAGCCUCCAGCAGAGAGCCUCCAACAGAGAGCCUCCAGCAGAGAGCCUCCAACAGAGAGCCUCCAGCAGAGAGCCUCCAGCAGAGAGCCUCCAGCAGAGAGCCCCCAACAGAGAGCCUCCGGCAGAGAGCCUCCAACAGAGAGCCUCCAGCAGAGAGCCUCCAGCAGAGAGCCUCCAACAGAGAGCCUCCGGCAGAGAGCCUCCAACAGAGAGCCUCCAGGAGAGAGCCUCCAGCAGAGAGCCCCCAACAGAGAGCCUCCAGGAGAGAGCCUGCAGCAGAGAGCCUCCGGCAGAGAGCCUCCAACAGAGAGCCUCCAGCAGAGAGCCUCCAGCAGAGAGCCUCCAGCAGAGAGCCUCCAACAGAGAGCCUCCGGCAGAGAGCCUCCAACAGAGAGCCUCCAGGAGAGAGCCUCCAGCAGAGAGUCCCCAACAGAGAGCCUCCAGGAGAGAGCCUCCAGCAGAGAGCCUCUAACAGAGAGCCUCCAGCAGAGAGCCUCCAGCAGAGAGCCUCUAACAGAGAGCCUCCAGCAGAGAGCCUCCAACAGAGAGCCUCCAGGAGAGAGCCUCUAACAGAGAGCCUCCAGCAGAGAGCCUCCAGCAGAGAGCCUCUAACAGAGAGCCUCCAGCAGAGAGCCUCCAACAGAGAGCCUCCAGCAGAGAGCCUCCAGCAGAGAGCCUCCAACAGAGAGCCUCCAGGAGAGAGCCUCCAACAGAGAGCCUCCAGGAGAGAGCCUCCAGGAGAGAGCCUCCAACAGAGAGCCUCCGGCAGAGAGCCUCCAGCGUUCAGUACCCUGGAGAGAGACUACUGUGAAUGUAGUGAAGGAGAGAAACAGAAAUAG
Molecule: messenger RNA, 1641 nt
Organism: Oncorhynchus nerka (sockeye salmon)
Lineage: Eukaryota; Metazoa; Chordata; Actinopteri; Salmoniformes; Salmonidae
Exons: 3
Coding region: 1-1641 (546 amino acids)
Source: RefSeq, a predicted model, not a curated record